GCACUGAAACGGGAUGUCGAUGGCAACCUGAUCCCAUUCGCCAAUCCUGUUUCUCAAUACACGUUGUUUGCUGGUGAUUUCGGAUCAACUAACUUUAUGGUAGAUUGUCACUUUCAGCCAAGCGGUGUUAUUUUAGAGGCAAUUGUUUCAAGCAUUCUCCCCGCCGGUUGCGACUGAAUUGAGUAACGAAUCGGGCUUGCUCGAGAAAGAUUGAGCGGCGUUCGUUUACCGCUUCGUUUCGUGACUAAACGCGACGUAAAGUGUAGGUGCGCACCUUUUCCGAUGUGAAAACUGUGCAGUUGUGCGUGCGAGUGCGUGUGUGCGGUACAGCAGUUGGAGGACCUCGAAACAAAGUUACCUCGCGUUUAAUACCGGCCCGUAAUAUUAACAUCAAGUGCAAGUGACUGAGAAAAGGGCGUGAAAUAGACGGGAAGAUAGAAAGCAGGUUGUGCGAAAAUGUCUAUUUUACUGCAGGAAAGCGGCGGCGGUGGCACUGCCAGCACGGUGUCCACCUCGGGAGUGACACCUAUUGAGGACGGCAGCGAGGGUUCGCCCCUUACCGUCGACAACGGUCCGGCACCGAAGGAUGCCUGCACGGGAGAUUGUCACUACGGGCGCAGUCUGAAGCAGUACGUGGAGCUGCUGAUACAGAAGACGGUGAUCGACGUUGACGAACACGAAAAACAACAAGAUGCGACUACUUCGGAGAAUGACUGUGUUUGCAAAGCACAAUCCGAUUCAUCCGAAUGCCAUAACCCGAAACGGGCUGAUCAGCAGCAGCAGCAGCAGAAGCAGCAGCAGGAGGAUCACAGUGAACAUUUGUUUCCGCUGAACUGUUGCUGCCGUAUGUGCAUCGUUUCGCGGGAGGUGGUGAUGAAGUUGUACGCAGAAGACUGUCAGUACAACUCUCUUUGGGACCGUUUGCAGCUUCUGAUGAAGCAGUACUACGACCUGAUACCGGAGUCCGAGGAUAACGCACUGUACAAUCAGUACAUGGAGCUGAUGAGCAAAUCGUCGCUGAAGUGGCUAACGGAUGCGCAUUAUCCUGAACAGAACAUGAUCCAGAUGUCGCUCGCAUCCAACUUGCCGCUGUCGAACGAGAUGGCCUUCGUGAUGCUCACGAACGUGCUGAGCACGCGGGAUCCGCACCAGCUCUUUGAGUUACUUUGCUUUCAGCUCCGCUCAAUUGUGCAGGUGUACUGUGUCGGGUUCGAGGAUCUGUUCACUGAGAGUCCGGAGGAUGGCAGCCGUCAAUUUAAUGCUCCGGAGGUGUUGAACUACAUUGUGAACGGCUACAAGAAGCUGCGCCAGUCGGCAAGAACCGUCGCCCCGCUGCUGAACGUCCUGGAACAGUGUCAUCUGGGCAAGUUCGGUCUCACCUGGUGGUUGAUAAACCAGCGCAUUUUUCAACGGUACUUUUACUAUGAAGUCCAGAGCAUACUGCCCGAGUGUAUGCUCCGGCUGCGCGGGUCGCUACCCGAGCGCGAGUAUCAGGAGCUGGUCGGCCGGUUCUUGAAGUUUGACAAGGAAAUGACGGACAUUUCGCUGUCCUGGGCCGAUGUUUGGCCCCUGCUGUACGAUUACCACCGCUCGCCGGAAGAUUGCGAGAGGCGAAACCGUAUCAGCACGGUGCACACGUUGCUGCAAGCCAUCCGGGGAUCGCGUUACGCGCCCAAAUCGCCGGAACUGUUGGAAAAGCCGGAACGUUCCAUCUCGGAAUGGUUAGCGCUGGAGAACAGGCAGCUCGUGUGGGAGUAUGUGGUACACUGUCUCAAGACGAAGUGGAUACCGGGCGUAAGUUCACGCUUGUCGAACGUAUGCGAUUACGUCAAGUGCCCCGGCUGCAAUCGUCCAUUAAACACGCACAACAUCGUAUGCGUAUGUCUCACUUGCAUUAUAGGAGGUGGAAUAUUUACAUUCCGCCCCAAAAAGGAAAUCAAUGAGCGAUAUCGCAUGUGUACGUGCGCGAACAUGAUCGAGAUGAUGCUCGAAACCCAGGGAAAGAAAGUACCGAACAGCGAUGAGGAUGAUUCGGCGACCAACAGUCAGAAACUGUUGUCAUCAUUGCUAUUAACUAGCGGCGAAACGGGACUGCCCAACGGUUGCUCAAAGGUGUCCUCUCCGCAACACAGUGCGAUGCUAAAAAACGAAUCGAAAAAGGACGAUAAGCAGAUCGUACAGGACACGGCGGCGUGUUACCCUUUGGUGGAAACGUUGGGCGAAGAUGAAGAGCUGUACCAUAUUGCGUGGGCCAUUUUCAAGCAUCUGCCCGAGCGAGUGCAGUACCGCUGGAGCACGCUGGAACCGUCGCGAUUCUGCUCCUUCCAGGCAGCGCCCUGCUCGUCCAUCGCAUGCCGGGUGGCGGUGAACAUUAUCGCCAUGAACUAUCCUGUCCAUCUGUCCCGAUUGCUGAUUCAGACCUACAAACCGGUAAGCGAAGAACCGCGGCGUAUCAUGAAGGGAAACUGGAACACGAAGGCGCGAAACUCGCUGCGCAAGUUUUGCGACAACGUUAACAAACGCUGGCAUGAAGAAAUAGACGAUCAGAUGCACCCGCUGCUGUUCGUCGAUAUGUUCUGGUCGCUGCAGAACUCGGCCCUCAAUCUGCCCAAGACGCGUGCGUCCGAUUUGGCUGAAUGGUUCAUACUCGACACCCAGGCACCGCCGCGGAAUGUCCUUUAUCAGUAUUUUACUAAGUUGUUCCUGGUUAAGGAGAACGACAUUGCCUUCGAUCUGGAAUGUUUCGAGCGGGAGCGGGAAAGAUCCGUUUCGCCGAGCCGAAUGCGGGAGAGCUUGAUGCAGAAGCUGGAAUCGAAUGCUGCCCUUCUAGCACCGUGCCCAACAACCCUGUCUUCUUCCGUAUCGUCGACGUCUUCGUCGUCAUCUUCCUCAUCCUGCCUGUCCAGUUCGAACUCGUCGUCGUCCUCCUCCUGUUCACUUUCUACUACUUCGGCCGCAUCGGUCGCAGCUGCGGCAGCGGCCGCAGCAGCAGCAGCUUCGUCCUUCAUUGAACCAAUAGGCGAUGCGUGCAUCUCGAACGGGAUUGCAGAUGAAAGCAGAGGUUGUACGUGUACUUGCAAUACCUGUGUGACCGAGUUUCUUUCCAAGUCGGAAAUGUUAUCCAAACAACUGGACACUUCCGCCAGAGACUCGUGGACCCAGCGCACGAACAUGCUGGAAAUGGAGCUAAAAGCACUGCUAAAGGAACGAAACAUGUUGCUGGAAAAAGGGCGAGGAAAGCGCAGCCCAUGCAAGCUGCUGAACUGCGAUGAUUCAUGCACCACAAAAUCUGGCACCCCGGAAUCCUCGAAACCUAACUUGAGCAUAGAAAGUAAUGUGACUAAAGCAUCCUCACUCAAGCAGGAUGCGCAAGGUGCCGUUCCAGACACCCCCGCUGUUGUCGUAAAUGGGCAGCUAGAGGUUGAAAAAUCGAAAGAUGAAAAUGUGAUAUCGGGAGAGAAAAAAGCGAUGGCAGUCGAUGCUGAGUUAGCUCGUCCGUCAGCUAAAAGUCAGACACCGGCACCGGCCCAACCUACUUCUUCAUCAAAAGCAGCACUGAAUGAUAAGAGCUCGAAACAACCUCCCUCAACAUCCUCGGCAGGUGUGCAAGCAAACGGCAACACACCAAAGCCAACCGUUGCGCCAGUGCCAAUGGGUGUGAAUGAAGAACUGCUUACACCGGCGAAGCUGUCAGCCUUCGCCAAAUUGGCGGCCAGUAAAAUACCGCCCGCCGUCGGCAAUGCAGCAACGAAAUCGUCCUCGAAACAGGAAGCUGCAUGUGGUGCAAAUGGGCCAGCGAUGAAAGCGAAGCCUCUACCUGCGACGACCCAGCAGCAACCUGGCAAUGGUGCUCGUGCGGUUCCAAGUGCGUCGUCUUCAGCAGCAGCAGGAGCAACGUCACAAACGCACGGUAGUAGUAAACCUUGCCCUUGCGGAUUGCCUUCGCAUGCUGGAGGCACAAAAGCGGGAACUGUUGCAAAAGCCAAACCCUCGGCCGGCUCAGCGGCACCAGGAUCUGCCAUUGGCGGCGCAACAACGCAUACGAAAGAGGAGCACAAAAAAUCGUGCCAUCGUGGAACCCCACCCACUGGCGCAACCGGCGGAGACAAGGCGGAAGGGUCCUGCGUUUGCUACUACUGUACGCUGUUCGGGCAGAGUGUAUGUUUAGAGUGUAACCAUAAUCAAAGGACGAACGAAACACGUGAAAAGUUACGGAAAAAGCUCCAGAAACAGCAAAUGAUGAAUGACAAAAUGUUCAACGAAGAACGACAGAGGCAACAGUUGCAGCAAAAACCUGCCCCUACCGAUGGUGCAGCAGUGACAAAAGAGUCUAAACCGCUCUCCACUAAAACUACGGCCAGCAAUAGCUCUGCCGCAACGACAGUUGCGCCAGGUAAGGCAUCUGCCCCGCUCAACCCAGUACCUUCGGCCAAUGGCAACGGUAAGGCAGUUAUCGAAAAAGGAAGUAAGAAAACAGUAAAAUCUGCUGCAGCUGCUGCAACGACGCCCAGUAAGGAUCGAUUUCAAUCAAUCGAUGAUCUAUUGCGAUUUAUCGAGGGAGAUGAUUCCUCCAAAGGUCCGGAAAAAUCGUCGGGAGGGGGAAGCAAAGUGUGUCCUACACACAACACAGUACCUUCAGCUAGUGGCAACGCAAAAACUUCUACGGAAAAAGCAAACAAAAAGACAGUGGCAAAAACUGCCACCUCUGCUGCAGCCCCGAGCAAGGAUCGAUUUCAAUCGAUCGAUAAUCUGCUGCGUUAUAUCGAAGGGGAUGACUGUGCGAAAGCUCCAAACAACACGUCGAAAGGAGGUGGCAAAACUAACCGCAUCCAGUCGGCGGAUAAAAACGCUCAAAAGCCCGUACCAGCUAAAAAACCGGCAACGACAGUGUCGGCGACAGUCGGAAAAGAUGCAGAGACAAUUAAGAAGGUUAAGCUGAACAAAGGUCUGAAAAUGAUUGCUGAGCUAGAAAUGUUGCGACAAAAGUUUUACGACUGUCAGAAGCAAGAGCAAAAGACCCAGCAGCUUCUACAAGAUCAGAUAGGAUUGAGCAAGAAGGAGCGCAAAGAAUUGCCGCUUAAAAUACAAACAUAUCGGCAGCAAAAGAAUGAGCUCCAUGCGGCAAUAAAUGUGCUCGUUAGCAGCAUACGCACCGAAAUUCCCGAGUACAUUUUCAAGCUGGAAGCAUUCCCAACCCCUCCACCAUGCUGUCCACCACCGCAACAUGCAGUGCAACCGAAAAAACUUGCCCAAUCCCUUGCCGUAGAGGAUGUACAGGCGGGACGAAGGGUACCGCCUGGUACAAUGCUACCACCGCCACCUUCAACAUUAACAGCGGCCGGAAAAACGAACAACAAUGUACGUUCUACCACUAUCGCAAAACUACAGGAAACGCUGAGCCUUUUCCAACAAAAACGGCAGCAUCACGCGGACGAGAUGCACCCGCAGCAAGAUCAAAUGCUCCAUCACCAUCUUCAACAUCUCAAACAACAACAACAACAACAACAACAGCAACCACAAUAUCAACAACCACAUCAACAACAAAAACAACAGCAACAACUUCAACAACAGCUCCAACAAGGUGCUGGUAACGACGCCGCUUCUCGUCAGAUGGUUACGAUAAAGCGUACCUUUUUGCCCCAUACCGAGCCACAGGUGACGGUAACGGCAAAGGGAGAUUCACCCGAUCAGGAUCAAAUUUUGUACACAUUCGUCAAUGGUCAGAUUGUGCCAAUCAAUGAUCCAGCUGGAGCGGGCGAUGGUAUUAAUCAACAUCAGAAGCCAAGAAAAUUGUGUCAGCAGCCCAGUGGUUCUCCGGCUUCAGUGAUGGGCGCUACGAGAACGGAGAAAGCAAAACUUGCGAACAGUGCCGGGCAGAGCAUGCCAAAGGCCGAGGAUCCAUUUGCUGAUUUUAGUCCGCAGGAAAAACGCCUCAUUCAAGAAUAUGUCGACCAGUUAUACCAGCAGCCGCUUGACACGGUGCAGAUCGAAGACAGUGAUCAAAUCCAACGAUCAUCGCGAUCAAAGAAAAGGGCGGGCAAGUUAGAAAGCCAGCCACAGGAGCAGCAGCAAACGAUUUCGAUCAAUGAUCUCAUACAGGAGCGCAUGCUGCGCCAAAGCGUUGAGUUGAUCAAAAACCUGCAGACAGAUCGCAAGAGUAAUCCGGAGAUGCUUUCGUUGGCAAACAAGGUGAAGAAAGAUUUGCUGGAGAUGCAGAAGAACCCCAAAACGGCGACAGAAACUAGUAAUGCACCAGGGAGCAAGGGCAAAGCUAAUGCGUCCCUCAAUAGUCAGCCUGCUAAGAAGGAGGUUACUGCGAAACCGGCACCCGUUGGAGAAGACCGACAGGGAGGCAAGGGAAAGGCAUUGGCUGUUGCCACGACGACGCCUGCUGACUCGGGCAAGGGUAAGAACGGCAAAAAGGAACGCAAAAAGGACAAGCUAAUAGAGGAGAUUGACGAGAUUGUCGCACGUCUAAAUUUGUUAGACAGCGACGACGAAGAGUGCAAACCGACCUCAAAAAGAAAACAAAAGUCGGCUGCGUCCAGUGCCAAGGUGUUGAACCGCAAGCAAAGCAAAGAUUCCGUCGUAUCUAGUGGGAGUGGAAGUGCAUCCGGGGUUAAACAGCAAACCAAAUCCCAAUCAAAGCAACAGGCGACAUCGCAACAGGAACAGCAGGCGGGCACGGUUCAAGCAAAGCAGAGUCAACCUCAGGAAACACAAGCGAAGAAAAAGGGAACGGCAGUUGUAACGCAAAAAUCGCUCAAAGAAGAUAACGGUACGAUCGAAAAAGCAUCUAACAAGGAAAAAUCCAAAGGUCAAUCGCAACAGACUGCUUCGGCAGUAGAGAAUCCAUCGUCCGUGGAAUCGUCUGUGAAACCCGUUGUUCGCAAAAAGGCUGCCAAAUCGUUCAUUGAUCCCGAGUUCGAUAACAACGCUUUCCGGUUGCUCAACAUGGACGAUUCGGAAACGGACGUUGAGGAGGAGGAGGAAGAGUUCGAGGAAGAAGAAGAAGCUAAAACGAUAGCUCCUGCGAAGGUUGACAACAGUAUAUCCUCUCAGAACGCUCUGUCACAGUCGAAGCCGUGCGAGCAAGCGAAAGAAACAAAAACGAUACAAAAAGAAUCCACACCGGCCGUUGCAAUUGCAGUCCAAUCGCUAGGCAAUGACAAAACAAAGAAGACUGCCAUGGAAAAAGAGAAAAAAUCCACCCAAAAGAAAGCUGCCAAACAGGAGCGGGAAGUUGCAGUAGGCACUGCGUUCAAAGAACAGCAAAAGCGAGAUGACGUCGAAAGUGUUGGUUGUACGGCGAAUGGCAAUGAAACAGAAUCACGACCGAAGAAGCAGACGCCGGCGCAGGCAAUGGUGGAGAAGAUCAGUGCCCUGCUAGAUAGUCCUGGUCUGUCAAACCGGCAGCGAAAGCAAAUGAUACGCCAGCUCGAGCAGGCCCAGGCUACAAUACAGUCACAGCUGUUACAAAACGCCGCCAAAGCCACGAAGGCAAAGGUGCAGGCCCAGGCACAGCAAGAGAAGAUUGCGAAUCAAAAGGCGACGAAUGUAAGUAACGCUUCAGGGAACAACGCGGCUGCGUCGAAAUCUGGCCCUGGGAAGGAAUGUAACAGCAAGGCACGGCAACCUAAUGUGGCUUCCAAUGCAAUGAUCGAUGAGAGUGCAUCUAGCAAUGGGUCUGGCGCGAGCAACAGUCUUAUGGAUCAGCUGAGACGUGGCAUCCGUGCGGAGGGAUUGGAUCUUCCACCCGGUAUUACAUUGACGCGACUGGACGCCAUACAGUCGGAAGCGCUACGUCUGAAGCGCGAAUCAAUUCGGAAGAUAACCGAACCAAUGAAACCGGUUGCGCCUCCGAUGGAUCCAACGCCUGCUAUGCUGGCUGGUUCGUUUGGUGUUGGUGCCGGUGCACCAAAUCCUGGCAUGUUUGUCGUGAAUCCAAUGUCGCCCUUAUCCGUGCCGGCCGUCGGACAGGAAUCGGUGAUCAUGGUUAACACAGGAAAAUUGAGAGGAAAAGAGCAGCAGCAACAGCAACAGCAGUCUUCCCCACUGCCGGAAGGAGGUGCCAAUGAUCGUAAGAAACGGAACAAGCGACGCAGCAAAAACAAAAACAAAGACCAUGAUCAAGGGGAUCAGAUGCCUUCCGCGAGCGGAGCUUCUGUGUCCUCCGUUACUGAGGCGCAGGCAGGUAGGAAGCUAACGGAAGGAAAUAACAUUGUGACGCUAAGGAAUCCAAUGUUCCACGGCGGCCCAAUGGGUGCCGGUGGUGCUGGAAUGCGUCCCCCUGGUGCGGGAACGAUGCCGGACGUGCAAGGCGCACGUAUGACGCUUGGAUACGAUCAACCGGCUACGAUAUUCAAGAAUGAUAAUGGAAUGUUUACGAUACGCAACCCUGCACUUCAUCAUGCGUUGUCCGGCGGUGCCCCUCCGGAAGCGACCGGAUUCCGUCCGUUCAAUGCAGCCUACCUGGUUGAGAAUGGAAUUAUGCCUCCGACACACGGAGCCAUGCAGCAGCCGGGCGGAACGGCACCGCAUGUAACUGCUGCCGUGUCGUCUGGUGCUAACACAAUCAUUCCAGGCAGCACUGGUGUGCCGCCUUACCUGCAGCAAUAUUCUUCCGCCGCGUUAGAUGAAAGCAUGGGACCACGCAAAUGCAAGUCCGCCAUCGGCAGCGAGAUGAAAAAUGCACAGAAGCAAAAACAAACCUCACUGCAGCAAGGUGGCGGUCUGCCUACGUCAUCCGGCAGGGGCUGGCAACAUAUGAAUGGAACCACCGGUCAGGACAUGUUUGCGCCUUCACCGUCGGCAAGCGGCACUAUCGGUGCGGGACUGGGUGAAUCUCAUUAUUCGUCGUUCAGUCAGUACAAUCUGGCGGGGCCCGAUUUGCUGCAUUCAGCACCCGUAGGUCCGGGCAACGCUUAUGGGUCCGGUAUGCUGGGUUCGUCAGGAUAUUAUCAGGGGGGCAGUAGUAGUGCGUCAAUCCUGUCAAAGGGUGCAACUGGUGCCAUUGGUUCCGAACGAUCGCACGCUCUCUCGUAUCUUGGUGGAGCAGAUGCAUCCACCAGCUUGGCCACACACUGUUGCGACGAUGAAGCACCGAGCGCAUUCUUCAACGGCAACAGCCUUGGAAGCUUGCCCACCGGGACCAUUGGCACUCGAACACGAUAUGACGAUCUUGCCUUCCUGCAAAACUUACAACCGGGCCAACGGCUUAACAGUGAGGUUACCAUACACAGCAUCAACGAGUCGAAGAUGCGACGGCAGCAAGCGCAAAACUUUACACACGACAUUCAAAUAACAGCCAUACCGGCACCAUCGCCCCCCACUUCGACCGGGCUGGGCAUAUUGGGAGCUCAGGCUACGCCGAGCACCGUAUCCUUGCAGCACAUGAUGCAUCAGGCACAGCACAUGACGCAUCAUCGUCAGCAACAGCUGGCUCAGGACACUCAGCCACACUUUUCUGAUCUCAGCCCCGGUUCCGGAUCGGUAGGGUCGGGCAGCGGGUCAGGCACCAGAGCCGGUGUUGCGUUAACUGAUUUCAUGGACAGUCGAGUCUCGGGCGGAAGCAGUUCAUCUGCAUCGGCUGACCUGCUGGCUUCAUCGAUGGACGCCAAGAGCUUUUUGCGAGAGUAUCAACUUGGGCAGCUGCAGCAACAGAUGCAAGAUUUGCAGCUACAGUCACAACAGCAGCAACUGAAAGGGGAAUUCGGAGAUAACUUGUUCGGAACGAAGCAACCGAUAGUUAGUGUGGGCGACCAGGAAACAGAUGAACAGGAUCUGGGAUCGCUCGAACAUUUCAACUACUACUUUAACGCACCGGGUGGCAAUAGCAACAGUAGCAAUAUGAAAAUGGCUUGCGAAUCUGCAGGAGGUGAUAACAUCGCAGCAGGGAUGGUAUCACCAUCAGUCGGCACUCCGGAAGAAGGCAAUCCCGGUGGCGUAAGCAUUGGUGGCGAUGAGCUGCAGCGACCGCAGCAACCACCGAUCGGAACCCCUUCCAGCAAGAGUAUUCAACAGCAGCGGUUACAGCAGAAUGGAACGCCUAUCUCAUCAGUUGGAUCGAUACUCUACCCUGGCACGGCCGACAGUCCGGCCUCGUCGGUUUCUGUGUUCGAUGGCAUCUCUUCGUCGCUGAGUAGUCAGACACACUCGUUCGACGAUCUUUACACUGGCUUGUUGGCCACUGCCUCGCCACCAUCGUCAAUCAGCGGCGGUAUGGAAGGAAAUACGCAACUCAACAUUCAACAGUUGCAUCAUCAGGUAAGUUCUGACCCAGUACCGUUUAGCGGCAGUGGAUGUGUUACUUCAAACGACCUACCGGAAGCCAGCCAUGCAAGAAAUCCAACAGACCACACCGAGAGCUCUACCGCGUUAAGCAAUAAGUAAAAGUAAUAAGACAACUCUUAUACGCCGUUCACAGACAGUUCAUGCAGCAAGUAGAAAACUAGCGAACGCCUUAUCUAACCGCAGGACGCAGCGAUUAUGUGCUGACUGAAGGAAACGGCUUUAAAGUGAGGUGUUAAUUUAAACGUACGUCUAGUAGCCGUUGACAAACUUUUGCACAAUAAUUGAAAGAUAGUUUUAAUUUUGCUGCUGCCAACAAAUAGCAAUUUCUUCGCCCGUAUUAAAAAUGCUUUUAAAAGGCCGCGAAACAACAUCCUUACCUAAAUGUACACUUUAGAUCGUCAUUUUCACGUAAAGUAAAAUAUUAAUUUGGUCAAUGAGGGCAAAUCGCGAUUGUAGCAACUGUAGAACUGGCUUCCAGCCGUUGGAUUUAAACUUGGUUAACUUGGUCUAGUGGCGCGAAGAAUUAUAGCAAACGAGAAAUAUUUCGAAUAAUAUCAUCAUUACACAGGGGGCAGAGCUACUGUCGAUAGAACUGCCGAACGGAAAACUUUUUGUAUAUACAAUUCGACAAGUCAUGGAAACUUAAAGGCCACAAUGCCGCAGUUGCUAGAAUGGUUUGCCACAUACGUGUGCGGGCAAGGUUUGAACGUUGAAGAUAACAGAAAUAAUGGUGUAUAGAAAAGUCAGCAAUGCAAAACGCAAGUUCUAAAAUAAACCAUGGUACCAGAUGAAA
This is a messenger RNA of Anopheles gambiae (African malaria mosquito), 11086 nucleotides long. RefSeq lists its product as uncharacterized. The record is from RefSeq and is a predicted model, not a curated record. The coding region runs from base 457 to 10392 and encodes 3311 amino acids. Lineage: Eukaryota; Metazoa; Arthropoda; Insecta; Diptera; Culicidae. The transcript is spliced from 7 exons.